Messenger RNA from Striga asiatica, 3529 nucleotides. NCBI's taxonomy places the organism in Eukaryota, Viridiplantae, Streptophyta, Magnoliopsida, Lamiales, Orobanchaceae. The record is from the annotation of a GenBank genome assembly.
AUCGUUGUAAAGGAUAAAUUGAGAAGCUUCUACUAUGUUCCAAGUUGCGAACUUCUUCCCCAAGCUUCGAGUCGAUUUCAAGUAUGACGAGCAAUACAAUACCCCCAUAUUAAAACAAACAUUAUAAUCGUUUUCAGUCGAAGUUUUUGCAAAGCCCACUUCCAUUUCUGUUUCUAGCUACAACUUUAGUGGCGAUGGCGAUUUCCAGAAGCUCAUCAGCCGCGCGGCUGAGCAGGGCGGCGGCGGCGGCACUCAAGGGUUCCCCGGCCGGCACUCGACGAAUUCCUCGAAUUUCUGCACCUACCCCUGCCACGACACGCUCGGCUUCCGCUGCUGCCGGCCCCGGGCUUUGGCCUCGGGCCGAAAAUGCCGCUAAUGCGAGUGGAUUAUAUUCCCCCCAUUUAUUUUCUACAUCGUGCCUCAGCCGCAGCCUUUGGAAUUGGAGCCCUGGUUUUACUCGCUCUUACUCUGCAGCUGCUGCUACAGGACAGCUCAGUGGCUCGGAUUUUACUGAGAUGGCAUGGGACGGAGUUGUUGGAGCUGUGGAUGCAGCUAGGGACUGCAAACAACAAAUUGUGGAAACCGAGCAUCUAAUGAAAGCUCUAUUGGAACAAAAGGAUGGGCUGGCAAGGCGAAUAUUUACCAAGGCUGGUAUCGACAACACAACACUUUUGCAGUCGACUGACAGUUUUAUCUCUCAGCAACCAAAGGUUUCAGGGGACACUAGUGGACCUAUUGUGGGCUCCAAUUUCGGUACUCUGUUGGACAAUGCAAGAAAGUUUAAAAAGGAAAUGGGUGAUAAGUUUGUUUCUGUUGAGCAUCUGGUAUUGGCUUUUCCUUCGGAUAGGAGAUUUGGGCAACAACUGUUCAAAAACCUUCAACUGAGUGAGAAGGAUUUGAAGGAGGCCGUCAAAGCUGUUCGCGGUAGUCAAAGAGUUACCGACCAAAGAUGCACGAUAAUCGACUCAAAAAUGUAUUCUACUUUUAAGGUUCAGAGGAACUCAGGGAUCGAUCCAGAAGGCAAAUAUGAGGCACUUGAUAAAUAUGGGAAUGACUUAACUGAACUUGCCAGACGUGGAAAACUUGACCCAGUUAUAGGACGUGACGAUGAAAUACGACGAUGCAUUCAAAUUUUGUCGCGCAGGACAAAGAACAACCCUGUUAUAAUUGGGGAACCUGGAGUAGGAAAAACUGCAAUUGCUGAAGGGUUAGCUCAAAGGAUUGUUCGUGGGGAUGUCCCAGAACCAUUGCUCGAUCGAAAGCUAAUCUCUCUGGACAUGGGUUCAUUGCUUGCUGGUGCAAAAUAUCGCGGAGAUUUUGAGGAAAGGUUAAAAGCUGUAUUGAAGGAGGUCACUGCAUCAAAUGGGCAGAUCAUAUUGUUUAUUGAUGAAAUUCACACCGUAGUUGGCGCAGGGGCCACUGGAGGUGCCAUGGACGCUGGAAACUUAUUAAAACCAAUGCUUGGCCGAGGAGAACUGAGAUGCAUUGGGGCCACCACACUGAACGAGUACAGAAAAUACAUAGAGAAAGACCCCGCUCUCGAACGUAGGUUUCAACAAGUAUUUUGUGGUCAGCCGUCUGUAGAAGACACAAUAUCUAUCCUGCGUGGACUUCGCGAACGUUACGAAUUGCACCAUGGUGUGAAAAUAUCAGACAAUGCUCUCGUCUCAGCUGCAAUUCUUUCAGAUAGAUACAUCACAGAGCGGUUUCUGCCAGACAAAGCCAUUGAUCUUGUCGAUGAAGCUGCUGCGAAACUUAAAAUGGAGAUCACGUCCAAGCCUACUGAACUGGACGAGAUAGACCGCGCAGUGCUUAAGUUGGAGAUGGAAAAGCUCUCUUUGAAAAACGACACAGCUGCAGCUUCCAAAGAGAGGCUGACCAAGCUGGAACACGAUUUAGGAGCUCUCAAACAAAAGCAAAAGGAAUUAAAUGAGCAGUGGGAGAACGAGAAAGUCCUCAUGAAUCGUGUCAGGUCGAUUAAAGAAGAGAUUGACCGAGUCAACCUAGAGAUGGAAGCCGCCGAACGAGAAUACAACCUCAGCCGAGCAGCCGAACUCAAGUACGGCACGCUGAUGUCACUCCAGCGCCAGCUGGAGCAAGCCGAGAAGAGCCUCUCCGACUACCAGAAAUCCGGGAAGUCACUCCUCCGCGAAGAAGUCACCGAUCUCGACAUCGCCGAAAUAGUAAGCCGAUGGACGGGAAUACCCCUCUCCAACCUCCAGCAAACCGAACGCGACAAACUUGUCCUCCUCGAAAGCGUCCUCCACAAACGAGUCGUCGGCCAAGAUGCAGCCGUCAAAUCCGUGGCCGACGCCAUCCGCCGCUCGCGGGCGGGCCUCUCCGACCCUAACCGGCCCAUCGCCAGCUUCAUGUUCAUGGGGCCCACAGGAGUCGGAAAAACCGAGCUUGCCAAAGCUCUUGCAGGCUAUCUCUUCAAUACCGAGAACGCCCUCGUCAGAAUCGACAUGAGCGAGUACAUGGAAAAGCAUGCAGUGUCUCGACUAGUGGGGGCGCCACCUGGAUAUGUUGGGUAUGAGGAAGGUGGGCAGUUGACUGAGGUUGUACGGCGCAGGCCGUACUCGGUUGUACUUUUUGACGAGAUCGAGAAAGCGCACCACGAUGUUUUUAAUAUCUUGUUGCAGCUGUUGGAUGAUGGGAGGAUUACGGAUUCUCAGGGGAGGACUGUGAGCUUCACAAACACGGUUCUGAUCAUGACGUCGAAUAUCGGGUCGCAUUAUAUUCUGGAGACGCUUAGGAAUACGCAGGAUGGGAAGGACGCGGUUUACGAGGUGAUGAAGAGGCAGGUGGUUGAGCUGGCGAGAGAGACUUUCCGGCCGGAGUUUAUGAACAGGAUCGACGAGUACAUUGUUUUCCAGCCUCUUGAUUCCGAACAGAUCAGUAAAAUUGUCGAGAUUCAGUUGAAUCGCGUAAAAGACAGGCUUAAACAGAGGAACAUCAACUUGCAUUUCACGGAGGAAGCCGUUAAACUUCUGGGAGCUUUAGGUUUCAACCCCAAUUUUGGAGCAAGGCCUGUGAAAAGGGUGAUACAACAGAUGGUCGAAAACGAGAUUGCAAUGGGGAUAUUAAGAGGGGAUAUUAAGGAAGAAGACACGAUUAUACUCGAUCAGAUACCAGGUGCCGAUAAUAGGUUGUCCAUAAGAAAAGUGGACAAUACAGCCAUGGACACAAUGGUUGUAAACGACUAGUGUUUGCCUCAUUGUGUAGUUCAACUGCACAUCUACUUUGUUGUUUUCUGUUAUGUACACAAAAAUAAUUUGUCUUUUGAGGAUUUGCUGCUUUUAUGUCCAGGUAAGUUCACAAAAAUCAUCCUUAAAUGUUUUGAUCCUUUUCCUCCCUUACCCCAAACAAACAAAUAUCAUGGAUUUUUUCAAAGUUUAUUUGCGGAUUCAUUCAAUUUUAAGGGUGGUACUUGUGUUUUUUCAAAGUUUUAUUGAAACUAUAGGAAUUUACGUAAAUUCAUUGUGAAAAAGUCUAAAUCCAUUGGACGUCUUUGGGAUAUUCAAUUCUU